Limulus polyphemus (Atlantic horseshoe crab) is the source of this 1123-nucleotide messenger RNA. RefSeq names its product leucine-rich repeat-containing G-protein coupled receptor 5-like. Bases 96 to 662 code for a protein of 188 amino acids. The record is from RefSeq and is a predicted model, not a curated record. Gene Ontology annotation, molecular function: protein binding. Lineage: Eukaryota; Metazoa; Arthropoda; Merostomata; Xiphosura; Limulidae. The transcript has 2 exons.
UUUAUCCGCAGGCUUUUGGGCCCUCCAAAACAAGCAUCAAACGUCUGGAGAUUAUCCAUAAUGAUCUACAUACGUUUCCUUUUAAUUACGUUUCAAUGUUAUACAAACUUGAACAACUUAUACUUUAUUAUAACGCAAUCAGAAUCAUACCGGACCAUGCCUUUGGCUUACAUACCAAGCUCAAGGAGAUAAACCUUUCUUUUAACAUGAUUCAUUAUGUCGGAUCAUUCGCAUUCGAGAACCUUCUUGCUUUGAGAGUUCUAAAUUUGCGCUAUAACAAGUUAUUUGUAUUGAAUAACUAUGCUUUUGCUGUUGAACAAGUGAAUCCCAAUCUCUUACUGGAUCUAUCCAACAAUUAUAUUAUAUUUGUUAGUGAAGAAACAUUUAGAAAUCAAGUACCGAAACUUCUGAACAUUUCUAAUAAUCAUCUCCAAUCAUUGAGUAAAUCAAAUUUUGAAAACAUGCUGAAAACUAUGACGACUGAAAGUUAUGGAAUGAUAGUCACUAAAGGUAACCGGUUUCUCUGUACAUGCGAGAACUCUGCUUGGUGGGUCAUCCUUCCGUAUGUGUCAAAGCAGUACAUCAAGGGAUUCGUAUGCUCAGAUUUGAACAUUAACCUUAUGAAUGUAACCUUUAAGGAUAUUAGAUGUAAGGAGAAUUAGGUGGUUUGAUCAACCCUUACACGUAUGAUGUACCAUAGUGACCACAAAGCACGUUCACACCAACAGUAUGUUUUAUACUUUUCACUCUGAUAUAGGUCCAGCUUAUCUCUGUUUCACUUGUGUUCAGGGUUAUUGACGAGGAGUGGAAUUAACACACGUUGAUCAAAGUGUAGGCUGAACUGGACAUACCUUGAACUUAGACUUCGAGAAUAAACAGUUAUCGGAAUACUAAGUUUAUUAUUACGUAUGACGUAAUUUUAAGUAAAUGAAAUAUCUACAGUGUAUUAGUAAACUACUCUUUAUCUUUGUCUCCAUAGCCUAUAUCAUGUUUGUAUUGUGAGAUUCCAUAUAAUAUAACAAAAUUCAAGUUUUUCUUGUAAUUGGUGCUAUCUCUUAAAUUUUAAGUCUAAAAUAAUUCUGAAGUUUUGCUGUAAUUCGUAAUAAACAAAUAUAGUUUUCAA